Molecule: messenger RNA, 8618 nt
Organism: Mirounga angustirostris (Northern elephant seal)
Lineage: Eukaryota; Metazoa; Chordata; Mammalia; Carnivora; Phocidae
Product: zinc finger protein 892-like
Exons: 5
Coding region: 612-2084 (490 amino acids)
Biological process (GO): regulation of DNA-templated transcription
Source: RefSeq, a predicted model, not a curated record
GACUCCCCUGCUGGGGCGGGAGCCUGAUGUGGGGCUCUAACCCAGGACGCUGGGAUUAGGACCUGCGCCGAAGGCAGAUCCAUAAGCAACGGAGUCACCCAGCUUUUACAGGACAGCUUCUCAUCUUACUCAGAAAGGAGACCUAUCGGAUGAGGUAUGAUCUCCAUCUUAAGGCUGGUACCGAAGGCCUGCAGUUCUCUCCCCUGGCUCUGCCCCCUCCCCCCGCCCAGGACGGGCACCGAUGUCCCCGAGCCCUCUGGGAAGUGGAGUCCUUCCGCCGGGACCCCCGACCUGGCGCGGUCGCCUCCAAGUGCGCAGAUGCGACUCCAGACGGAGCCUCGGGCUCGAGCCUUUUGUUUCCCCGCAGCUCAGGGAGUCCGGAGAGCGACUCCGUGCGCCCGUCCCGUCUUUCCCAGAGCGCAGCCCUGCGGGGACCCGCCCCGUGGCCGGAGCCGAGACCGCGGCGCGUCUAGGGAGCUUCAGAGUAGAGUUGAAUGAUUUACACAAAGAAGCAGAUUAUGUAUUGCUGAAAAGUUCAUAUUUAUCUCUUCUGAAACUGUAAAGAAGAAGGAAGUCAUAGCAAUAACAGGACAAAGAAAGAGAAGCUGAUCAUGGAUUAUCUGACCAUUGAAGCUGAGGAAGAAGUCCUUCCAGCCAUUACUAGUGAGGAUGCUUCUCUGCCCCAAAAACAGAACACAGAAGAAAUGGAACCUACUGUUGAGCUCCUUCCUGUUGAGUUCCAGGAAUUGGUGACAGUCAAGGAUGAGGAAAUGGAUUUCGCUCAUGUGGAAGAAGAACAGCUGAGUUCUGCCCAAAGGUACAUGGGCAUGGAUAUGAAAGUGGAGAAUUGUGGGAGCCUGGUAUUUUGGGAUUCCGAAUCUAUACCUGAAACUAAAGAAUCCUUUUCAAAGCAGGGACUUUAUGAAGAAGUGUCUCCUGAAAGAGAGCUGAUAAUGGAGAGACUUAAAAAGGAUGAGUCCUGGGACUCCAGAUUGAUAGAAGCCUGGCAAUGUGAAGGCACAUUAGAAAGGCAGCAAGGAAAUCAGAAGAAAGAUUUAAGGCAAGUCAUAAUUAAACGCAAGAAAAACCCUGUGGAGGAUUGUAGUGAAACUGGGGAGAGUUCAAACCCAAUUCGACAUCGCAACAUUUACUCAGUGAAAAAGCCUUGGAAGUGCAAUGAAUGUGGGAAAUCCUUCAGUUACUACUCAGCCUUUAUCUUACAUCAGAGAAUUCAUACUGGAGAGAAGCCUUAUGUAUGUAAUGAGUGUGGAAAGGCCUUCAGUCGGAGCUCAUCACUUAUUCAGCAUCAGAGGAUUCACACUGGAGAGAAACCCUAUGAGUGUAAUGAAUGUGGGAAGGCUUUCAGUCAUCGGUCAGCCCUCAUCCAACAUCACAUCAUUCAUACUGGAGAAAAGCCCUAUGAGUGCAGUGAAUGUGGGAAGGCCUUCAACCAAAGCACGUACCUUAUUCAACAUCACAGAAUCCAUACUGGAGAGAAACCCUAUAAAUGCAAGGAAUGUGGGAAAGCUUUCAAUGACACCUCAUCCCUUAUUAAACAUCAAAGGGUUCAUACUGGAGAAAAACCCUAUGGAUGUACAGAGUGUGGGAAAGCCUUUAGUGAUAGGUCUGGCCUGACCCAACAUCAGAGAACUCAUACAGGGGAAAAGCCAUAUGAAUGCAGUGAAUGUGGGAAAGCUUUCAGUUACUGUUCAGCUCUUAUACAACAUCAAGGAACUCAUACUGGGGAGAAACCUUACAAAUGUAACGAAUGUGGGAAAGCCUUCAGUGACCGCUCAGCUCUUGUAAGACAUCAGAGAAUUCAUACUGGAGAGAAACCUUACAAAUGUAAAGAAUGCAAGAAAGCCUUCAGCCAGAGCUCAUCUCUUACAAAGCAUCUGAGAACUCAUACUGGAGAGAAACCGUAUAAAUGCAAUGAUUGUGACAAAGCCUUCAGCCAGAGUUCAUCUCUUAUUCAACACCAGAAAACCCAUAUGGGAGGAAAACACUACAAGUGUAAGAAAUGUGAGAAAAUGUUUAGUGUGCGUUCAGCCUUUCAUCAACACAAAGAAAUUCAUGAUGGAUAGAAUGCAGUAAAUUCAUGAAAUAAUUAUGUAGUCUUGGGGCACCCAGGUGGCUCAAUUGGUAGAGCAUGCAACUCUUGAUCUGGGGUUGUGAGUUCAAGCCCCAUGUUGGGCACAGAGUUUACUUAAAAAAAAAAAAAAAAGUAUUCUCUCCUGAUAGUGUAGACCUGUUCUAAGUAUUACAGGGUAUACUACAAAAACACGAGGCUGUGUCAUGUAAAAAAUAGCUCUCUCCCUUGAAAGGUUAUUAAGUAUGGGAAGAGGACAAGAGGUACAGUCACAAACCUCAAAAAGCUGAAGUAAUGAGGAAAAAUCCUAGAGAAACACAGAAGGAGAAAGUCUGGUUUAGUCAGAAAAACAGACUCAGAAGCUAAGCAUCUGCUAUUACAGAAAAACUAAUCAGAGGAGCAGACUGAACAGUACUUGAGGCUGAUGGCUGUCUAAAUAGUAGUUUUAAUCUGAAGCCAAGUGGGGAGGAUCAGGAUCCCAAAGAGGAAAAUCACCAGAAAGUUUCUCUAGAGAAAAAAAAAAAAAACUAAGCCCAGGAAAUCCUCCUUUUUCUCUGUCCCUACACUCCAUGUGUUCACUUGCACACUUGCAAACAUUUACACUAGUGCUUGUUAACCCUGGAUGUACACUGAAAUCAUCUGAGGAGCUUUAAAAAAAAAAAUACCUAGCUCCCAGCCCCAGAGAAUUCAGAUUAAAUUUGGACUAGGGUGUAGCCUGGGCAUCAAGAAUUUAAAAACUCCUCAGGUAGUUCCGAUAUGCAGCCAAGAUUAAGAACUACUGAUUUAGGCUCUUUCUGCACAAGGAUCAACUCAAUAAGGUAGGAGAAGUACAGGCAGCUGAAAGGAUAAUAACAAUUUACAUCGGCUCUCAAGAGCUCUUUGUGUCUUGUCUCUCCCUUUUCUUUCUGUUGCUAAUUAUAUGUCUUUUUUUUUUUUUAACCUGACUUUGGAUCCUUUUGUUUGGACGUUUUUUGUUUUCUCUGACUUUGUGUGAAUUGAGCUGCCUGGUACUAACUUCUGCUCUGGCCCUCACCCUUGCUAAAUGUGCUCCUUUAAGCCUGGUUACAGCUUUCUCAAUCGCUUCUGCCUAUGAGGAUCAUAUAUUGUGCUUGCUACCCAUGGCCCAAUGGUGGCAAAUAUUUACUGUGAGGAACAAGAGGAGGACCUACAGACCAGAAAUCAGGAGAGACAGAGUGACUAGAAGGGAACUUGAAAGAGUUAAAAAAUUUUUUUUAAGAUUUUAUUUAUUUGAGAGAGAGUGAGAGGGAGCUAACACUAGCGGGGGGAGGAGCAGAGGGAGCGGGAAAGCAGACUCCUAGCUGAGCAAGGAGCCCUACUCGGGGUUUGAUCCCACCCUGGGAUCAUGACCUGAGCCAAAGACAGAUGCUCAACCGCCUGAGCCACCCAGGCACCCCCAUACAGUUAAACUUUUGACUCCAACUGUAUUGUUGGUAUCUUAGAAUUUCCUGAAAUUAUAAUAAAAUUCAGUUGUGUGCACAAAUUAAUACUGAACUUCAAGGGAUAUAGGUGGGAGGAAGGGUAAAUAAAAAAUGUUUCUACAUUUAGGGGCACCUGGUGGCUCAGUUGGUUGGGCGACUGCCUUCAGCUCAGGUCAUGAUCCUGGAGUCCCGGGAUCAAGCCCCGCAUCAGGCUCCCUGCUCGGCGGGGAGUCUGCUUCUCCUUCUGACCCUCCCCCCUCUCAUGCUCCCUCUCUCUAUCUCAUUCUCUCUCUCAAAUAAAUAAAAUCUUUUAAAAAAAAGUUUCUACAUUUAAUAUGAAAAAGAAUAAUAAUGCUAAGGAGAUUAUGAGAAAUUACAGAUGAUAAUGUAAUCCAUAUAGAAUAUCCAUUAAAUGAUAAUGCAAAUAGAGGAACUAAAUUACAUGUUAAAAAAUGUUUAAUCCAAAAGAAGGCAGGAAAGGAGAAAGAAAGGCAUGGAUGGGACAAAUUCUAAAUAGGUAGCAAAAUGGUAGACCUAAGUUCAACCAUACCAGUAAUUACAUUAAAUGUAAAAGAAACACACCAAAUAAAACUCAAAGAUUACAAGACUGAAUAAAGAAGCAUGACCCACGGGGUGCCUGGGUGGCUGUCAUUAAGCGUCUGCCUUCGGCUCAGGUCAUGAUCCCAGGGUCCUGGGAUCGAGUCCCACAUUGGGCUCCCUGCUCAGCAGGAAGCCUGCUUCUCCCCUCUCCCACUCCCCCUGCCUUGUGUUCCUACUCUCACUAUGUCUCUCUCUGUCAAAUAAAUAAAUAAAAUAUUUAAAAAAAAAAAGAAACAUGACCCAACUAUAUGUAAAAGAGGCACAUGUUAAAUAUAGAAACAUAGGUUGAAAGUUCAAAAGAUAAAAAAAAAAAGAACAAAAGAUAAAGAGACACAGUGAAGGGCGCCUGGGUGGCUCAGAUGGUUAAGCGUCUGCCUUCGGCUCAGGUCAUGAUCCCAGGGUCCUGGGAUCGAGUCCCACAUUGGGCUCCCUGCUAGGCGGGGAGCCUGCUUCUCCCUCUGCCUCUGCCUCUCUCUCUCUCUCUCUCUCUGACUCUCAUGAAUAAAUAAAUAAAACAUUUAAAAAAAAGAGAGAGACAGUGAAAACACUAAUCAUAAGAAAGCUGGAGUGGACAUAUUCAUAUCAGAUCAAACAAUUCAAGAAGGGUAUCAAAAAAAAAGGUAUCAUCAUAGAUACAGAAAGACCUUUUGUAAUGUUAAAAUGGUCAAUUCAUUAAGGUUAGGAAUUCUUAUAAUGUGUAACUGGGUUACAAAUAUGACAUGUUAAUAUUAUAAGUAAGAUUUAUAAUUUUAAGUUAUUAAUAUAUUAUGUGCCUCACAUCAGGGCUUCCAAAAUCAUAAGGUAAAAACUGACAGAACUAAAGUUUUAAAAAGAACAAUCCACAAUUUUAUAAUUAGAAAUUUUAACACUCCAGGGGCACCUGGCUGGCUCAGUUGAUUGAGCAUCUGACUCUUGGUUUUGGCUCAGGUCAUGAUCUCAUGGGUCAUGAGAUUGAGCCCUGCAUCAGGCUCCGUGUUCAGCGGGAAAUCUGCUUGAGCAUUCUCUCCCUCUGCCCCCCACACCAUGCUUGCGCUCUCACGUGCUCUCUUUCUAAAAUAAAUGGAUGAGUCUUUUAAAAAAAUUUAAUAACCCAUUCUCAGCAGAUGCUAGAACAUGUACACAAAAAAAUAUUAAAGAUCUAGAAAAGCUGAACAGCACUACCACCUUGAAUUGAUUGGCAUAUAUAGAAUAUAGUAUGCACAUGGAACACACAACUUCAGAGUGCACAUUCCCUUCAAGUGCACAUGGAUGUUCACCAAGUUAGGUUAUACGCUGGCCCUUAAAGCAAGGCUCAAUAAAUUCAAAGGACUGAGAAUAUUCUCUAUUACAUUUAAUGAAAGUACAGAUCAAUAAAAUAAGAUAGGAAAUCCCCAAAUAUUUGGAAAUUAAAUGCCAUACCUCUAAUUAAUCCAAGUAAAAAAUUUUAAAGGAAAAUGGGUUGAAAUAAUAUAUAAUACUCUUUGACUAGUGGGAUUAAUCUAGAUACCACUAACAGGUAAUGGGGGAAGAAGCCUCAACUUCCAAGAAAUUAAGGGAAAACACCAUUAAAUAACCAAAGAGAAAAGAAGAAAUAAAAUAGACAUCGAAAAACAUUUUUCGACUGAAUAAUAAUGAAGAUGCAACAUAUCCAAACUUGUGGGAUACAACUAAAGCAAUGUAUAGAGAGAAAUCUCCCGCAUUAAACUACCUAACAUUAGAAAAGAAGGUUGAAAAUCCAUCAUUCCAAUUUCCAUUGAAAGACUAAAAGUGGAAGCAAAUUAAACACAAAGUAAAAGGAAAUACAUAAGAAAGAGCAGAAAGUGGGCGCCUGGGUGGCUCAGUCCAUUAAGCAUCUGCCUUCAACUCAGGUCCUGAUCCCAAGGUCCUGGGAUGGGGCCCUGAGUCAGGCUCCCUGCUCAGCGGGGAGUCUGCCUCUACCUCUGCCCCUCCCUCACCACUCGCACUCUUUCUCUUUCUCUCAAAUAAAUAAAAUCUUAAAAAAAAUAAAGAGGAGAAAUUUUAAAAUACAAAGCAGAUACACAAUAUAGAGCAUCAACAAAGGCAAAGAUUGGUACUUUGCGUAUGGCGGCUUUUACAAAACAAGGCAAAACAAAACAAAACUGAAAGAACAUGCAGGAAAAUUACAUGUGGGGGUUGGAGGGAAUGAAGUGAAUGGAGCAGGGUAGAGUGCCGCCCUUCACUGUAUUUUGUUUUGACUUUUGAGCCACUCAAAAAAAAUUUUUUUGAAGAUUUUAUUUAUUUACUUUGGAGAGAGAGCAUGAGCAGUGGGGAGGACCAGAGGAAGAGGGAGAGGGAGGGGGAAUAAGUCUCAAACAGAUUCCACACGGAGUGCAGAGCCACGCGGGGCUUGAUCCCAGGACCCUGAGAUCACGACCUGAGCUGAAACCAAGAGUCAGACGCCAAAGCGACUGAGCCACUCAGGCCCCCCUCCAAAAAUUUUAAUACCCAUCCAGUGCUAUUCCAAGCCAUAUCGGAUACUGAGGCAAAAAGAAACAUAUGUACCCCUAUAUACACUUACCAAAAUAUUUUACCAUGUUUUGAACCAGAUUGGAAAAUUUAAUGCAAGCUCCAUAAUUCAAAAGAAUGACUAUGGGGCAGGCACCUGGCUGGCUCAGUCAGUAGAGCAUGUGACUCUUGAUUUCUGGUUUUGUAAGUUCAAGCCCCUUGUUGGGCAUAAGAUUUACUUAAAAAAAUAAAAAUUAAAAAAAUGACUACAUACCAAGUCCACAUUGCCCAGUCUGUUUGCACACCACUGUCAACCUGUAGAAACUGGGAUGUGAUGGCUUCAUGGCCCAGGAACCAUGAGCUGAUUGGAAAUAACACCCAAGUGCACAAAAACCCUGGGUUAUAAAACAAGCAAACCACAGCUUAUCUUAUUUAAAAUCUUGAUAUUUUAUUUUUCAUUGAUUUUUUGCAUUAAUUGUUUUAAAGAUUUUUUUUAAAGAUUUAUUUAUUUAUUUAUUUGAGAGAGAGGAGGGGCAGAGAGAGUCCCAAGCAGACUCUGGGCUCAGUGUGGAGCCUGACGAGGUGGGUGUGGGUGUGGUCAAUCCCGAGAUCAUGACCUGAGCCGAAAACCAAGAGUCCGACAUUCAACAGACUGUGACACCCAGGCGCCCCCUUUUUAAAGAUUUUUAAAGUAAUCUCUACACCCAACGUGGGGCCUGAACUCACAACCCUGAGAUCAAGAGUCACAUGCCCUACUGACUGAGCCAGCCAGGAGCCCCUGCAUUAAUUUUGAUUUAGAAAAUAUUGCCUUAAAACCUUUCUCUUUAGGGGCGCCUGGGUGGCUCAGUUGUUAAGCGUCUGCCUUUGGCUCGGGUCAUGGUCCUGGGGUCCUGGGAUCCAGCUCUGUGUCGGGCUCCCUGUUCCACGGGAAGUCUGCUUCUCCCUCUCCCACUCUCCCUGCUUGUGUUCCCUCACUCGCUGUCUCUCUCUCUGUCAAAUAAAUAAAUAAAUAAUCUUUAAAAAAAAACCCAAAAACAUUUCUCUUGAUUACUGAAUUUUUUGGUGCCCUCUUAAGUUUUGCACCCAAGGUGAAUGCGUCACUUGCCUCACCCUCAUCCCUGCCCUGAGCACAUUAUAUGGGAUCAUCUGGAGGUGGGAAAGCUGGAAUGGAGGAGAUUCAGUGAUUUUCAUCAUGCCCAAGGAAAUCAAAGACUCUGUGUGGACAUAUUUAUUUAAAAACUCAUUUAAAAAACUGUAAAGAUAUUGGUAGCUUUUAGGAAAUUCUAAAACUUCAUUUGCACUUUUUAAACUCAGACUCACAACCUGGAGUUACUGGCCAGUUUGGGUCAUCAUCUUCGUGACAGGAAAUCAACAGAGACAUCCGUUUGUUACCAAUUUCACUCUAGGAUUUUCCAUUUGGGGGUCUGGAAGCUUCAUCUCAGGGGCCCUUCAGGGAACCAUAUGCCUCCUGACAGGGCCUGAAAACCCUGUAUCCAACUACAGCUGCCGAGCUCACCCUUCUCUCCCUGCUCUGAUUGGGGAUCUCAGUCGGUGCUGUCCAAGCCGGUGGUGAGAUUGCUGGGACUAGAUACAUAGCCCCAGGUGAGUGAUUUGAAAGCUCAUUUUCAUGUUAUCACCCUUUACCCACAACUUGACUAACCGCCUUGCAGGUUCAACCCUAAGUCACAGUGCAGUCCCACUCAAAAUGUAAACGAGCACACAGGCAUGCCUCCUGAAUUUGGCAAACAUUUUCCUGUGAUCCACUUUCCUCAUCUGUACACUGAGGAAAACAAGAGCGCGGACUUCACAGAGUUGUUAUGUGGAUGCUAUCAAUUAAUUCAUGUAAAGCACAUGGAAUAGUCCCUGGCACACAGGGAGAUGCUCAAUAAAUUUCAAGAUAUUAUCUAUUAGUUUUGGUCACUAAAUACACUUUUAAUAAAAAUAUAUGAAUAAUUUUAAGGGAGUGCCACCAUUGACAGAGAAAUAAAAUGCAUCAUUCAGAUAACCAGACAAGUGGUUGGUGAUAACUUUGUUCAUAGUUUCAA